Clarias gariepinus (North African catfish) is the source of this 3537-nucleotide messenger RNA. It is a transcript of the gene rimbp2b, whose product is annotated as RIMS binding protein 2b. The transcript is spliced from 20 exons. Bases 99 to 3407 code for a protein of 1102 amino acids. Gene Ontology annotation, molecular function: protein binding. The record is from RefSeq and is a predicted model, not a curated record. Lineage: Eukaryota; Metazoa; Chordata; Actinopteri; Siluriformes; Clariidae. Gene Ontology annotation, biological process: neuromuscular synaptic transmission.
AGGCUCUGUGUGCAGUGACUCUGGAGAGAGAUUGUGCUCUGUGGGAGAGGACUCAGCUCCAAGGCAAGCUGGAGAACCUAGAGCAGGUGCUGAAGCAUAUGCGCGAGGCUGCUGAGAGGCGGCAGCAGUUAGAGUUGGAACAUGAACAGGCCCUGGCCGUCCUCAGUGCCAAGCAGCAGGAGAUCGACCUUCUGCAGAAGGCUCAGGUUGAGGCAAAGAAGGAACAUGAAGGUGCUGUACAUUUGUUAGAGGCGAAGGUGAGGGAGCUGGAGGAACGAUGUCGGGCGCAAAGCGAGCAGUUCAACAUGCUGUCGAAGGAGCUGGAGCGUUUCAGGCUGCAGGCUGGGAAGUUGGAUUUGCUCGGCUCCGGACAGCUGACGGGAGGAGACUCGCCCGAGUCGCCCAGCAAAACAUCUUCGCUAAGUUCGCUCCUCAAUGGCCUGGGCAAGGGAACCGAAGGCUCCUUGAGCAAGUCUGUGAUCUCGGAGUUCAUUCGACCUCUGCAGAUGAGCGCCGGAGAGAAGGCGGAGCUGCUGUCCAUCAAACCCAGCUUCCUGUCGCGGAGCACGCCCUCCAGUCCCCGGCGAACCUGUCUCUCCGAGAUGGAGAGAGAGCUGAACCUGUCUCCUCGUGCCAAGCCCAGGUACACGGGAAAGGUCCGGCUGUGUGUCGCCCGCUAUAAUUAUAAUCCGUACGACGGCCCUAAUGAGCAUCCUGAGGCUGAGCUCCCCCUGGUGGCAGGGAAGUAUCUUUACGUUUACGGGACCAUGGAUGAAGACGGCUUCUAUGAAGGGGAGCUGCUGGAUGGCCAGCAGGGCCUCGUCCCAUCCAACUUUGUUGAAUUCGCCCAUGAUGACAACUUCGGCUCGACCUCGAAAGAACCGUCCUACCUCAACUUCACCUUCAACCACAGCAGCAGCUCGGCCAUGGGCAUGGGCAUCGACCUGGGCGUCAUGGGUCCCAGCUUGGCCGGCGAGCCCCUGGCGCCAUGUGCCACAAGCUCAGGCACGGCCAUGCUGGAUGUGAGCGUGGAUGAGGUCGGAGAAGACGUAGUGCCUUACCCACGGCGCCUGACGCUCAUCAAACAGCUUGCAAAGAGCGUGAUCUUGAGCUGGGAGUCUCCUCUGGUGCCACCCGCCUGGGGAUGCAUCAGCGGCUACAGCGUGCUGGUGGACCAGGAGGUGCGUGCCAGCGUGCCAUGCACUGCUCGCAGCAAGUUUCUAGUGGAGAAGCUGAACCUGACGUCGCGCGCACACCGGAUUUCUGUGCAGAGCAUAACGGAGCGCGGUGUCUCGGACCCGCUGCGGUGCACCCUGAUGGUCGGGAAGGACGUGACGGUGGCGCCGUGCCAGCUCCGCGUCGACAAGGUGGCUCAGAACUCGGCCGAGCUCUCCUGGAUGCCCAGCGACAGCAACUACAGCCACACUGUCUUCCUCGACGGAACCGAGUACGACGUGGUCAAACCGGGAGGGUACAAGUACCGCUUUUACAACCUCAAACCAAUGACUGUGUACAAGGUGCGCGUGGUGGCAAGGCCGCAUCAGGUGCCCUGGCACUUAUCUUUAGAGCAGAGAGAGAAGAUAGAGAUCAUGGGGGAGUUCUGCACGCAGACUGCUGGUCCACCGUUCCCUCCUCAAGAUGUCCAGGUGCAUUGUGGGACAUCGCCGGGGGUGCUGCAGGUGCGCUGGAAACCCCCUCCUCUCACACCAAGCGGCACCUCCAACGGUGCCACCGUCAUGGGCUAUGCGGUCUGCACCAAAGGUCAAAAGAUCGCGGAAGUGAUGUUCCCUACGGCAGAAUACGUGACAGUCGAGCUGAAUCGUAUCCAGGGUCUGGAAGCGCGCGAAGUCAUCGUGCGCACCAUCUCAGCUCAAGGCGAGUCGCAAGACUCCAACGCUGCCUCUAUCCCACACAACCUACUGCCACCUCCGUCUCAACCUCGCCCUCACCCGCCGCCCUUUCCCCCGCCCUAUCCACAGAGCUUCCCACAGCCACCACCGACACCGACACCCCACACACAGCCACCCCCUCCGCACCCUCAACCCCAUAUCGCACCUCCACCCACUGUUCAGCCGUUCCCCAAACCCAAACUCCUCCCAAGUGCCCAAGAUACCCAUGCCAAAGAGCCAGACGUAGGCAGGAGGCCGUGCCAGCCAUGGGAGCCUCACCAGCGAGCCCCAUCGCCCCUGCCGCCCCCGACCGGCCUGGAACCACCAAUACCGCCGCCGCAUGUGACCCAGAGGAUCCUGCCGCAGCCUCAGGGAGCGCCGAUCUCCAACACGGUGGCGCGCGCCAUGGCGAGGCAGGCGGCCCAGAGACACGGCGCCAACCACAAGCCGGAGAGAAGGAACGUCUUCAGCGAGAGGAAUAAUACUCCUCACUCGGACGAGGAGGACGAUGUUUACGACUCGGCCCACGCCAGGCGGAGAGGAGCCUCGGUGGACGACUUUCUCAGGGGCUCUGAAAUGAGCAGACAUCCCCACCACUACUCCCACAGCGAGGAGUACUACACGGAGAGCAGCCGAGGUUCGGAUCUGUCCGACAUCAUGGAGGAGGACGAGGAGGAGCUCUACUGCGAGAUGCAGCUGGAGGAAGGCCGCCGGCGGAGCAUCAGUUCACACAACAGCCUCAAGAUUUUAGGGAACUCCUCCUCCAUGGGACGCUCGGAUCGACCGGAUCAAUCCAGCCGCCGGAUGGGUCACGGAUGCCCCCCGCCUCAGAGAAGGCCCAUGAUGGUUCCUUCCAUUGGUAGUUACAGAGGACGGGACAGACGAUCACCUGACUACUUCGAUGAAUCGGGGCCGGACAACUUGCCGAGGAUUUUUGUAGCUCUGUUCGACUACGAUCCCCAGUCCAUGUCCCCGAAUCCUGACGCCGCAGUGGAGGAGCUUCCCUUUAAAGAGGGCCAGAUCAUAAAGGUGUUUGGAGAAAAGGACACAGACGGCUUCUACAGAGCGGAAGUCAGUGGCAGGAGAGGCCUCGUCCCCUGCAACAUGAUAUCCGAGAUCGAGACAGAGGACGGUGAGAUGAUGGACCAGCUUCUUCAACAGGGCUUCCUACCACUGAACACCCCAGUCGAAAAAAUCGAGAGGAACAGGAGGAGCGGACGGCACCCGAUGUCCACGCGCCGGAUGGUGGCUCUGUAUGACUACGACCCCAGAGAGAGCUCGCCCAAUGUAGAUGUAGAGGCCGAGCUGACCUUCUGUGCCGGAGACGUGAUAACAGUAUUUGGGGAAAUCGACGAAGACGGGUUUCAUUAUGGCGAGCUGAACGGGCACAGAGGUCUGGUGCCCUCCAACUUUCUGGAAGAAGUGCCUGACGAUGUGGAGGUUUUCCUCACCGAGCCACAGGAUCACCCAGGCAGGACCAAGAGCAAAAGGAAGAAGAGCGUUCAUUUCACUCCGUAACGGCUCUGUGCGCCUCACGUAAGUGAGCGACUGAUGAUACCGAGACUAACGCUGCCCUCGUCUAAUGCAGGUGACAUGGGUAGCCUUUAACAUUAACCCCGCUGACAAAGGGGUGCACACACACACACAC